AUGCAGCCACGCAGAGCGCGAAUCUCAAGGUAUUUUCCGGCCCGCCGGCCGGGGACGGGCGGCUCGGUGGCCCAGUUCCGCGGCCAGGCGCGGCUACCCCGCUUCGCCGCGCCGCGCCGUUACGAGCUCCGCCUCCUCCCCGACCUCGUCGCCUGCACCUUCUCCGGCUCGGUGGCCAUCACCGUCGCCGUCUCCGCGCCCACCCGCUUCCUCGUGCUCAACGCCGCCGACCUCUCCGUUGACCGCGCCUCCAUCCACUUCCAGGUUCUGGCGCCCGAGGAGGUGGUCUUCUUCAAGGAUGACGGUAUACUGGUGCUCGGGUUUGCGAAGCAGUUGCCGCUUGGCGAGGGCGUGCUCAAGAUGGACUUCAACGGAACUCUCAACAACCAGAUGAGAGGCUUCUACAGGAGCAAGUACCAGCAUAAGGGGAAGGAGAGGAACAUGGCGGUGACACAGUUUGAGUCUGUAGAUGCGCGGCGGUGCUUCCCCUGCUGGGACGAGCCUGCAUUCAAGGCAAAGUUUAAGCUAACACUUGAAGUUCCGUCUGAGCUUGUAGCACUGUCCAACAUGCCUGUAGCUACCACGACAGUUGCUGGUCCUAUAAAGACUGUCCGUUACGAGGAAUCGCCACUUAUGUCAACUUAUUUAGUGGCCAUAGUAGUUGGUUUGUUUGAGUAUGUAGAGGGUGUGACAUCACAAGGCACGAGAGUUCGUGUGUACACUCAAGUUGGUAAGAGUAGUCAAGGGAGGUUUGCACUAGAUGUUGGAGUGAAGUCGUUGGAUCUCUACAAAGAUUACUUUGACACUCCUUAUCCACUUCCCAAGUUGGAUAUGGUUGCUAUCCCUGAUUUUUCUGCUGGAGCGAUGGAGAACUAUGGAUUGGUAACAUUCCAGGAAGUAGCUUUGCUUUUUGAUGAGAAGUCGUCAUCAGCCUCCAGCAAACAGAACGUUGCCAUUAUUGUGGCACAUGAAUUGGCUCAUCAAUGGUUCGGCAAUCUUGUAACCAUGGAAUGGUGGACUCACUUGUGGUUAAAUGAGGGAUUUGCUACAUGGGUGAGCCAUCUAGCAGUAGAUUCCAUUUUUCCGCAAUGGAAUAUCUGGACUCAGUUUCUUGAUAACACAACCGGUGCUCUAAGAUUGGAUUCAUUAGAAGACUCUCAUCCUAUUGAGGUUGAAAUAAACCAAGCCAGUGAAGUUAAUGAGAUUUUUGAUGCUAUUAGCUAUGACAAGGGUGCUUCUCUUAUCCGGAUGCUACAAGGUUACCUUGGCGCAGAUCGUUUUCAGAAAGCACUGGCUUCAUAUAUAAAGAAAUAUGCAUACUCAAAUGCUAAAACCGAGGACCUAUGGGCUGUAAUUGAAAAGGAAACUGGUGAACCUGUCAAGGAUUUGAUGUCUACAUGGACGAAGCAAAAAGGGUACCCUGUCAUUAAUGCAAAACUUAAAGGGAAUGGCAUGGAACUUGAUCAGGCCAAGUUUUUAUUAGAUGGAUCAUCUAGCCCUGGCAUGUGGAUUGUCCCUAUAACUUCAGGCUGUGGUGUAUAUGAAACACCGAAGAAGUUCUUAUUCAAACUUAAACAUGAUAAGCUGGUCAUUGCUUCACAAUGUGCUGACCGCAAGAAGGGCGGAAACUUUUGGACUAAGUUGAAUAUAAAUGGAACAGGAUUUUACAGAGUUAAAUAUGAUGAGGAACUUGCAGCUGCACUUCAAAAUGCGUUGGAGAUGAAUAAGCUCUCAGUAAUGGAUAAAAUUGGCAUUGUUGAUGACUCACAUGCCCUUUGUAUGGCCCGCCAGCAAACAUUGGCUUCAUUGCUACGUUUACUCCACUGUUAUCGUUGGGAAGCAGAUUUUAGUGUUCUUUCACACGUCAACUCGGUGACUACAAGUAUUGCUAAAAUAUCACUUGACGCUAUUCCUGGCUUAGCCGGUGACAUCAAACAACUUUUGAUCAAGAUUCUUUUUUCACCUGCAGAAAAGUUAGGCUGGGAUCCCAAGAAUGGUGAGAGCCACGUGGAUGUAAUGCUUAGACCACUUCUCUUGAUUGCACUUGUCCAACUUGGACAUGAUACUAGAAAGGCUGCAUACCUUGCUGUCAUGCAGAAUGUUAGUAGCUCAAACAGAUCAGGCUAUGAUGCUCUUCGAAAAGUCUACAGUGAGUCAGCUGAGGGGGAAGAAAGGUUUACUGUGUUAGGCAUAUUAUCUUCUUGCCGAGAUAAGGAUAUUGUCCUUGAGUCGCUGAACUUGAUUUUCGCUAAUGAGGUCCGCAUUCAGGAUACAUAUACUGCCCUUAGAGGUGUUCAAAUAGAGGCACGUGAAAUUGCGUGGAACUGGUUGAAGGAAAACUGGGAGCAUAUCUUCAAAACAUUUCCGGCGAGCAAACUAGUGUCAGUGUUUGUUGAAGACAUUGUCCCAUUGUUUUCCUCCAAUGACAAGGCAGCAGAGAUUUCCAAGUUCUUUGAGACCCGCACAACGGCACAAUUUGAGAAGACGUUGAAGCAGAGCCUUGAAAUGGUGCGGAUCAAUGCGAGAUGGGUUGAGGGCAUCAGGAGCGAGCCCGGGCUUGCACAGACUGUGCGUGAGCUGCUGGGCAAGCCCUGACUGAUGAUGUGCUGCUGCUGGUGUGUUAUAUUUCUAAUCGCGCAGCUUGAUGGGAAAAACUUGGAAGCUGCUUGUAGGUUUUGCUGUUGUGGUUGACAAAAAGAAUGCAUUCCUUGUCAUCUUCGUCAACGUUGAGGAUAGUCAGGAUCCUAAUUAGGGCUGCUCCGGCACUGUAGUUUAUGGCCUCGUAGUUUAUAUGUAAGCAUAUGUAGACAUCAAUAUCAUCAAUGCACCAUCUCUCCUUACCCCUCAUUGUAGGAUGGCGAAAGCUAUAACCUACGAUGAUAUA
Messenger RNA from Lolium rigidum, 2884 nucleotides. Its product is annotated as aminopeptidase M1-C-like. NCBI's taxonomy places the organism in Eukaryota, Viridiplantae, Streptophyta, Magnoliopsida, Poales, Poaceae. The record is from RefSeq and is a predicted model, not a curated record. The transcript has 20 exons. Gene Ontology annotation, biological process: proteolysis; peptide catabolic process. Gene Ontology annotation, cellular component: cytoplasm. Bases 1 to 2595 code for a protein of 864 amino acids. Gene Ontology annotation, molecular function: zinc ion binding; metalloaminopeptidase activity; peptide binding.